UAUUCUAGCAGCUAAUGCUGCCAGGAGGCUUUGGUGACGUUGUGUUUGUUAUGAAGUGACAUCAGCCCGCUGCUCUCUCCUUCCUUGGCGCUGGUCUUCUUUCUCACAUACUAUAGUACUGUGUACUUUAUGGGAUCGUUGCAGUUUUAGCGACUGGAUAAAUACUCUUAAGAUGGACAACGGCUUCAUGAACAUGGCGUCCAUAGGAGAAUUCGACCCUCUCCAUGCCAGUAUCCCGGCCACUAAAGUUGAGCUCACAGUGUCCUGCAGAAAUCUUUUGGACAGAGACACAUUUUCUAAAUCGGAUCCAAUUUGUGUUCUGUAUACACAAGGAGUUGGAAACAAAGAAUGGAGAGAAUAUGGAAGAACAGAAGCUAUUGACAACACUUUGAAUCCUGAUUUCGUAAAGAAAUUUAUGCUGGACUAUUUCUUUGAAGAGAGGCAGAACCUCCGGUUUGAUUUGUACGAUGUUGAUUCAAAAAGUUCAAACUUAUCAAAACACGAUUUCCUGGGCCAAGGUUUCUGCACUCUGGGGGAGGUGGUUGGAUCACAAGGCAGCCGACUAGAAAAGCCUUUGGUGGGAAUCCCAGGAAAAAAAUGUGGAACAAUUAUUGUAAAAGCAGAUGAGCUGAACAACUGCAGAGAGGUAGUGAUGAUGCAGUUUUGCGGCAGUAAAUUAGAUAAGAAGGACUUCUUCGGGAAAUCUGACCCCUUUUUGGUCUUCUACAGAAGCAAUGAAGAUGGAACGUUUACCAUCUGCCAUAAAACAGAAGUAGUGAAGAACACACUGAAUCCAGUAUGGCAGGUAUUUCGAAUCCCAGUCCAAGCUCUCUGCAAUGGGGACUUCGACAGAACAAUCAAGAUUGAGGUGUACGACUGGGACAGAGAUGGAAGCCAUGAUUUUAUCGGAGAGUUUACUACAAGCUACAGAGAACUGUCAAGAGGUCAGUCACAGUUUAAUGUGUAUGAGGUGAUAAAUCUCAAGAAGAAAGGAAAGAAGAAAAAAUACCUCAAUUCUGGAACAGUAACUUUGCUGUCAUUUGCAAUUGAAACCGAAGUCACAUUCCUUGACUAUAUAACGGGCGGGACACAGAUCAAUUUUACCGUGGCCAUUGAUUUUACUGCAUCAAAUGGUAACCCAGCCCAGCCAACCUCUCUCCACUACAUGAGCCCUUAUCAGAUGAAUGCAUAUGCGAUGGCACUUAAGGCUGUUGGAGAAAUCAUUCAGGACUAUGACUCUGAUAAGAUGUUUCCAGCUCUUGGGUUUGGUGCGAAGCUACCACCAGAUGGAAGGGUGUCACAUGAGUUUGCCUUGAAUGGAAACCCUCUUAAUCCAUAUUGCUAUAGGAUUGACGGAGUAAUGGAGGCAUAUUACCAGAGUCUGAAGUCUGUGCAUUUGUAUGGGCCCACAAACUUUUCACCUGUCAUCAACCAUGUAGCAAGGUAUGCUGCCUCUGUGAAAGAUGGCUCACAGUAUUUUAUUUUGCUGAUUAUAACAGAUGGAGUGAUCUCAGAUAUGGCACAGACAAAAGAGUCGAUUGUCAAUGCCUCUACCCUUCCAAUGUCAAUAAUUAUUGUUGGAGUUGGACCAGCAGAAUUUGAUGCAAUGAUUGAGUUGGACGGUGAUGAAAUUAGAAUAUCAUCCAGAGGUAGAUAUGCAGAGAGAGACAUCGUUCAGUUUGUCCCAUUCAGAGACUACAUUGACAGGACGGGAAACCACAUCCUGAGCAUGGCCCGUUUGGCAAAGGAUGUACUUGCGGAGAUUCCGGACCAGUUCUUGUCUUACAUGAAAGCAAGAGCGAUCAAGCCGUCUCCUGCACCCCCUCCCUACACACCCCCCGGGCACCCUCUGCAAACCCAGAUCUGACCUUCCUAAUCGCCUGCCACCCCUAGCCCUCCACCCAUCAGAACCACUAUGUGCUGCCCAGACAUCUCUUCUAUCUGCUUGCACUAUGUAGACUGGGAUGACUCCAGAACUCGAAAGCAUCUCUGAUGACAUGUUUACUUCCAUUUAAAGUUCUUCUUUAAGGACUUUAAAAAAUUGAACGGUACAGACAGGUUGCGUACAAAUCUGGAUGUCUUCAUGAAUGCCUUGGAAAUAAAGCAGCUUUCCUGAAGGAGUUGAAGCUUAGAAAAACAGAAAGCAGGAACAAAGGAAAGUCACAAAGGAACAACUCCUAAAAUGUUAAUGGGGGAAAAGGUGUAACCAUGUUUUAACAGUCUAACCCUGUUUUAACAGGAUUCCUAAUCCUGGACUGUUGUAAAUAACCAUGGGAAUGCUUUUCCUCUAUCUCUUAAUGUUUACAUGUCAAUGAUUUUUACAGUGGAAUACUUUUAUAAUCAUACUUUAAAUAUAAACUUUGGAAUAAUUAUACUUCUUGUGUGUGCUACCUUGCAGAUGAAACGUACUAAAAAGUGAAACCAUAUCCCUUCUUUAGAGCAUUCUAGGCUUUUGCUGGGGGGGUGCCAAAAGAGCUGCAGUGAGACCUGUAUUUAGAGCCAACAUAAUCAAAAGGCUGCUGGUCUUGAAAUUACCUUGCUAUCAAUUCCUUGUUGUCUAAUGUAAAAUAACUUGGACCGUCUGCAAAGGUAGCUUAUUUAACCUCAACAUCCUCUUUAUACAGGUUUAACUAUAUUCUGUGUUUUCUAAAUGCAUUUAAUAUCAACGCGUUCAAAUCAUUCUUAACAGUUAAUUUGUUGUUCUUAAAGAAAGAAACAAAAAAUAACACCAAUUACAAUUUUACAAUUUUGAAACUAUAAGAAUUAAUUUAUUAUUUAUUAACUUUUUUUAGGUGUCUUUUUUUGAGAAAAUCAUGCUAAUGAAGAUUUGGUGUAAAAGGCUUUGAAAAUCUAGGCCCUGGAAACAUUACAUUAUAUAUAGUUGUAUAUAUAAUGUUGGAUUUUCACAUAAAAUAUUAUGUUAUAAUAUUAUUGGAAACAAAGGUCCCCUAUUCACAAAUGUGUCUUUUUAAAGUUUGUGUUUAAUAAAGUUUUGUAUGCAUUUUAAAUAUGACUAAAAUAAACCGUUAAAAUUGCUUAACAAACUUUUUGACUAGAAGUCUAGCUGAAUUGAGACAUUGAGAAAUACUUCCAGGCAUAGCAUUUGUCAAAUAAUGAAUGAGUUUCUUUUAUAAUUACUGUACGUACUACCAUUGAGGGUUUUGUAGUUAUGGAUGCAUUUUAAAUAAACUAAUAUCAGCCUACAA
Messenger RNA from Acipenser ruthenus (sterlet), 3206 nucleotides. Its product is annotated as copine-8-like. Gene Ontology annotation, biological process: cellular response to calcium ion. The record is from RefSeq and is a predicted model, not a curated record. Gene Ontology annotation, cellular component: plasma membrane. Gene Ontology annotation, molecular function: calcium-dependent phospholipid binding. Bases 173 to 1867 code for a protein of 564 amino acids. The transcript is spliced from 20 exons. Lineage: Eukaryota; Metazoa; Chordata; Actinopteri; Acipenseriformes; Acipenseridae.